GCAGUCUGUGUGCAGAGAGGAUAUACAGGAGCGUGCGAAGCACAGUCAGGUAAUUAUAAUUAUUAAACUUUAUACACGUCUAAACUGGAGCUAAACGACCUAUCGGCUUAAGUGAAGACGUGGACAGAAGGAACCUGGACAGAAAGUGGGUCAGCUGCCGUUAGAAAAAGCGAUAGAAGGCAAUAAUGGAAGACUACGUGAAAAUAGAGAAAAUUGGAGAAGGUACCUAUGGAGUGGUGUACAAGGGCAGACACAAGUCCACAGGGCAGGUUGUGGCCAUGAAGAAGAUCCGUCUGGAGAGUGAGGAGGAGGGGGUUCCUAGCACUGCUGUCAGAGAGGUCUCUCUCCUCCAAGAGCUGAAGCAUCCCAACGUUGUACGACUCCUGGAUGUCCUGAUGCAGGAGUCUCGCCUCUACCUCAUCUUUGAGUUCCUGUCCAUGGACCUGAAGAAGUACCUGGACUCCAUUCCCUCUGGCCAGUACAUGGACCCCAUGCUGGUCAAGAGCUACCUUUACCAGAUCUUGGAGGGCAUAUAUUUCUGUCACUGUCGUCGAGUCCUCCACCGGGACCUGAAACCCCAGAACCUCCUGAUCGACAACAAGGGAGUUAUCAAACUGGCAGACUUUGGCCUCGCUCGGGCCUUUGGUGUUCCUGUCAGGGUCUACACCCACGAGGUUGUAACUCUUUGGUACCGGGCUCCAGAGGUCCUCCUGGGUUCACCCCGAUAUUCAACCCCUGUCGACGUCUGGAGCACAGGAACCAUCUUCGCUGAACUUGCCACCAAGAAGCCUCUGUUCCACGGAGACUCAGAGAUAGACCAGCUCUUCAGGAUCUUCAGGACUCUGGGAACCCCAAAUAAUGAUGUGUGGCCUGACGUAGAGAGUCUACCUGACUACAAAAACACCUUCCCUAAAUGGAAAUCUGGGAACCUGUCAUCAAUGGUGAAAAACCUGGAUAAGAAUGGCCUGGACCUUCUGGCAAAAAUGUUGAUCUACAAUCCUCCCAAGAGGAUCUCAGCACGGGAGGCCAUGACCCACCCGUACUUUGACGACCUGGACAAGUCCACCCUGCCUGCUGCCAGCAUCAACAAAAUCUGAAACACAUACUGACUUUAGAUACUAACACAUUCAUACCCAUUGUGAAUUAUCAUUCUGUAAAUACUUGUGUGUGCAAAUUGUUGUAGACCUUUAAUAGAGUUUUGUCUUUCAACAAUGUCUUUUCAAUAAAACAGCACUUUCUGUGA
Molecule: messenger RNA, 1243 nt
Organism: Toxotes jaculatrix (banded archerfish)
Lineage: Eukaryota; Metazoa; Chordata; Actinopteri; Toxotidae
Gene: cdk1
Product: cyclin-dependent kinase 1
Exons: 8
Coding region: 186-1097 (303 amino acids)
Biological process (GO): protein phosphorylation; G2/M transition of mitotic cell cycle; mitotic G2 DNA damage checkpoint signaling
Cellular component (GO): nucleus
Molecular function (GO): ATP binding; cyclin-dependent protein serine/threonine kinase activity; RNA polymerase II CTD heptapeptide repeat kinase activity
Source: RefSeq, a predicted model, not a curated record